Molecule: messenger RNA, 2259 nt
Organism: Trachymyrmex cornetzi
Lineage: Eukaryota; Metazoa; Arthropoda; Insecta; Hymenoptera; Formicidae
Exons: 1
Coding region: 1-2259 (752 amino acids)
Biological process (GO): DNA integration
Molecular function (GO): nucleic acid binding
Source: RefSeq, a predicted model, not a curated record
AUGAUUACUCAAAUUUUCGAUCCCUUAGGAUUGAUCGGACCUGUGAUUAUCAAGGCGAAGAUUAUUUUGCAAGUGCUCUGGCAACAAAAACUGGACUGGGAUACUCCGGUACCAGAGACAAUCAGAAUCGUGUGGACAUCCUAUUGUCAACAAUUGCCAGCCAUUCGGUACUUAGAAAUACCACGUCAUGCGAUAGUACACAAACCAACUGAUAUUCAACUUCAUGGAUUCUCUGAUGCGUCCCAAGUGACAUACGGAGCUUGUAUUUACAUCCGAUCUGUUAAUGAUGAGGGAACAAUCAGCAUACGAUUGCUCACUGUAAAGUCACGAGUCGCUCCCCUAAAAACCAUCAGUCUACCGAGACUUGAACUGUGCGGCGCCGUGCUUCUUGCCAAUUUGGUGCAGAAGGUGACCCAAGCUCUCACAUGCAGAAUUUCACAACAUUAUCUCUGGACGGUCUCGGAAAUAGUGUUGACCUGGAUCCAAGGUGAACCAUCAAGGUGGCAAACGUUUGUUGGAAAUAGAGUUGCAGAAAUUCAGAAAUUAACAAAUCCGCAAGAUUGGGCACACGUGUCUUCGGAGAAUAAUCCAGCUGACUUCAUUUCUAGAGGACUUUUACCGGAACAAUUAAUCAAAGCCACACUGUGGUGGGAGGGACCACCUUGGCUAAAGGAAACCUCACAUCAGUGGCCACGGGGUAUGGUGCAAUUGUCAACAGAAGUACCAGAAACGCGUACUCAGACAUUGACGGCAAUCAACGUCAAGUCAUUCGAACCAAUCGAUCGAUUUUCUUCAUUAAUCAAAUUGAAGAGAGUGAUUGCACUUUGUUGCCGAUUCAGAACAAAUUGUCUAUUGUCAAAGAUGAAAUCGUCAUUAAUCUAUGGGCCACUCACCUCUGAAGAACUCCAAAGAGCUAUGGUAAUUCUAUUGAAAAUACAUCAAAUGCAAGAAUUCAAUGACGAGAUUCAUGCACUACAACGAGGUAAGGAAAUAGAUUCUCAUAGCAGACUCUUAUCACUUAGCCCAGUGCUUGACCAAGACGGUUUACUCCGUGUUGGUGGCCGGUUGAGAAAUGCUCCGUUAACAUAUAACCAAAAACAUCCUAUCCUCUUAUCUCCUCACGGUACACUGACAGAUUUAAUCAUUCGAGAUCAACACUUAAAUCACUUUCACAUGGGUCCACAGCUGCUUUUAAGUACCCUUCGUGAAAGAUACUGGAUAAUACGCGGGAAACACGCAAUCAAACGGGUAUUGGGCAAGUGUGUUCUGUGUUUUAGAAUACGUCUUCACAGUCCGGUACAAAAAAUGGGAGAUUUACCCGCUUGCAGAAUUACUCCAUCGCGAGCUUUCAAACACACUGGGGUAGAUUAUGCGGGACCAUUUAACAUUAAGAUUUCCAGAAACAAAUCGGGCAAGGCAUACUUGUGUUUAUUCGUGUGCCUGGCCACGAAAGCUAUACAUUUAGAAUUAGUAUCGGAUCUGACCAGUGAGAUGUUCUUAAAUGCAUUAAAACGAUUUAUAUCUCGCAGAGGAAAAUGUGAUUCAAUUUGGUCAGACAACGGUAAGAAUUUUCUCGGUGCUAGCAAUGUAUUGCGUCAACUCGGUGAAUUUUUGUAUCAGAGCGAAACUCAAACGAAAAUUAUCAAUGUCGCAUUCAAUCAGGGAAUUUCAUGGAAAUUUAUUCCGCCGCACUCCCCACACAUGGGAGGUUUGUGGGAAGCCAACAUAAAAAAUGUAAAGGCGCAUCUCAAAACUGUAAUUCGUGAUACACUGCUGUCAUUCGAAGAAUUGUCCACUGUCCUCAUUCAAAUAGAGGCCAUAUUAAAUUCGCGUCCGUUGUGUCCGCUGAGCAACGAUCCAGAGGAAUUGGAGGUUCUGACGCCAGGUCACUUCCUGAUAGGGACAUCUCUACUCACGAUACCCGAACAAUCUGUCAUUGAUGAGCCUACGAAUCGCAUUGGACGCUACCAAUUGUUAUCACAAUUACAGCAAUCAUUUUGGAAACGUUGGUCGUCGGAAUACGUUGCUCAACUGCAACAACGUUCGAAAUGGCAAAUCGUCAUGCGCAACGAUGAAAUACAAGUUGGAAGAUUAGCAUUAAUUCGUGACGAAACUCUGCCUCCUUUAAACUGGCACACGGGUAGGAUUUGUGCAUUACAUCCUAGUCCUGACGGAUUGAUAAGAGUGGUGUCGCUGAAGACCGCUAAAGGAGUUAUUCAAAGAUCACUUCCAAAGAUAUGUAUUUUACCCAUUACAUGA